This is a messenger RNA of Closterium sp. Naga37s-1, 1818 nucleotides long. Lineage: Eukaryota; Viridiplantae; Streptophyta; Zygnematophyceae; Desmidiales; Closteriaceae. The record is from the annotation of a GenBank genome assembly.
AUGUACGUCGUUCUGCAAGUAGGAUCGCAGGCCUACGCUCACCGGCUGUUCCUCUACGCCACGUCAACCACGCUCAAACUGUUCCCCCCGGGGGCCGUGGCGGGCGCGGAGGAGCUAGGGCCGCACACGGACCACCAUGGGGCGGCGCUGGUGCUGCUGCGCGGAUGCCGGUUGUCCCCCGCGGAGUUGGUGCAACUCGUAAAUUCCACCUUCCUCAGCAGGUGCGUUCUGACUCGACUCAAACACACCCGUUGUGCUGGUGCUGCUGCGCGGUUGCCGCCUGUCCCCUCCCCGGGGGAGUCGAUGGUGAGAUCAGUAGCACAGUGUGUGGACGCCCAAGCCCACGCACAAGUCCAAGCCGAGCUCAUGGAGGGAAUGGGGGCAGCAACAAAGACAGGGGAGAGUGGUGGUACGGAGAAGGAGGGGGAGGAGGAGAGCAGAGCACGGGUGGUGGAGCAGCAGGAAGAGCAUCAGCAGCAGGAGCAGCAGCAGCAGCAGGAGCAGCAGCAGCAGGAGCAGCAGCAGCAGCAGGAGGAGGAGGAGGGAAAAAGAAGAAUGCAAGAACAGACCCAAGGCACUGCUCCCUGUGUGUCCAUCCGCGUACAGGCCUUUCCCAAGCACUUUGAGCGGUGGAUUGCCACGCACCUGCCCCCCUCCCUCCCCCUCGACCCCAAGCGCUUCACGCACACCCUCAGUGCUGUUUCCACAGCUCCUCACUUCUUCCCCUUCCAUCCCCGCCAGCCCUCCGCCCCCCCUUCCCUUACCCCCUUCGACCUGCUUCCCCCCGUGCCCCCAUGCUGUUGCAGCACGCAUCCCACCAUCCCACACAACCCCCCCUCUUCCACCAUCCCAUCACCCUCCCCACCACCCUCCUCCUCCUCACUCUCCUCACCACCCUCCACGACUCAAACCUUCCCUUCAGAGUCCCCUCAAAGCUCAGAACUCCCCUCCUCUUCAAGCUCAGAGCCCCAUGAAACUUCGCCGUCUGAGCUCCCUGAAACUUCUCGUAACGACCCACCUCGCUGCCCAGCUUUUGAGACUUCCCAAAAGUCCCCUGAAAGCUCAGAGCUCCCUUCCACCUCUGACCCCCAUCAAGCUUCGUCCUCUGAACUCCCUGAAAGCUCUCCCAACGACCCACCUCGUCGCACGCGCCGCGACCGCACGCCUCUCCCGCUCGUCCCUCCGGACCCGCGCAUCUUCUUCUCGCUGUCCCCCGCGCGCUCCAUGUGGCGCCUGGCGAGCGACCGCAAGGCGGGGAGCGACGGCUGCGCCAGCAGCGCUGUGAGCAAGCUGGAGGAGGUGCUGCACGUGGUGGGGUGGCGGCUCAGGGGAGAUAUGACAGCCAUGGAUGUAGGAGCAGCACCGGGGGCAUGGACCGAGUAUCUGAGCGCCAGGAUACGCCACGUGCUUGCCAUCGACCCUGCAGCCCUCUCACCCGCUGUCACGGCCCGGGGGAACGUCACCCAUAUCAAGAAGAUGGUGGAGGAUGCGUGGGACGACGUGCAAGCAUGGUCCCUGGCCUGCCAAGCUGAUUCUUCUCAACCACAGCCCACUGCUGCUGAUGGGCAUGAUUAUGAUAGAGUGCAUGAACCAGGGACAGACACCGCUGCUGCAACGCUCGUGGCGCCGCUGCUGCCCGCGCUGGCCUCGGGGGGAAUACUGGUAGUUACCAUGAAAUGCCGCGGACGAGGCAGAGACAAAGAGUUAUUGACGCAGCAGUUGACUGAGGCUCUUCCUGUUUCCUUCCGUUAUGCUGAGUGUGUGUGGCUUAUGGCUAACUCGGUUUUCGAGCGCACGUUUGUUGGCAUCAAGGCAUAG